AUGCUCGCGCUCUCGCUGCUCUGUCGCGUGCUGCCGCUCGUGCUGCUCGCGGCGUCGGUUCAAACGGCGGACAAGUCGCAGUUGCUGAUCUCCGAGAGCAUGUGCGUGACCAACUGCACCAGGGGGCGCCACCGAGCAGUGUGCGGCAGCAACGGGCGGAUGUACAAGUCGCUGUGCGCUUUCCAGAGAGCGCAGUGCCUCAACGCGCAGCUCAGGAGCAUGCCAAACUCACACUGCAAAGAGCCAGUACAGUCCAAAUGCCAGCUGGCUCGUACCCAGGCCCUGGAGUCCAGCAGCCCCAGCGACACAGCUGCUGUCAUUGUCCCAGAAUGCAAUGCAGACGGAACCUACUUGCAGGUGCAGUGCCACAGUCAGACAGGGUAUUGCUGGUGCUCCACUCCGGAUGGGAAGCCAAUCGGUGGUACCUCCAUCCUUCAUCAGAAACCCAACUGCACAGGUCAGUUAACUGAAACUCAGUCCAAUAUGGAGUCAGCUCCAAGAGAGGAUGGAAGCAGGCUCAGACCCACCACUGACCCAGCCAAUGCCCCUCCACUGCGUUCUGCAGAAAUCACAGCUCCUCCAUUUUGGGUGACCAUACUGUUGAACUCUGACCCCAAAGGGAACCGCUCUUCCAAGCAUCCCACAGGUGACCUCGACACCCCCCUGACGUGUGAGCGGGAGCGGGCGGGGGCGCUGGCAGCGGUGCGCCACCUGGGGCAGGAGGAGAGGUUUGUGCCGGAGUGCAGCGUGGACGGGCGUUACAGCCCGGUGCAGUGCCACGUGGCCACCGGCUACUGCUGGUGCGUGCGGGUGGACACGGGACGCCCUCUGCCGGGGACGUCCACCAGGAAUCAGUUGCCGGACUGCACAGCCGGGGAGACAGACAAGCGCUACGGUGACAGACCUCUGCCAGGGUGCCCCGGUGCUCGUAAGAAGGAGUUUCUGCGGAGUCUGGUGCGAGCUCUUCAGCAGGAGGCCAGACAGGCCGGAGGAGUGCUCGGCCCUCACCGGGUUGAAGACCUGCCCAUGUCACUUUCGGCAUCCCCCACUCCCUCCACCCCCUCUCCCGGCCCGUCCGAAGGAGGCGCGUCGGGCCCGGGCGAGGCCGAGAGGGCCCUGCGGUGGUACUUCCUGCAGCUGGACGCGGACGGCAGCGGGGUCCUGAGCGAGCGGGAGGCCCGCCCCCUCCGCCUCUACCUGCGCCGGAGGCUGCGGCCGCGCCGCUGCGCCAAGAAGUUUGCGCAGCACUGCGACCGCGACAGCGACCGCGGCCUGACGCUGGCCGAGCUCACCGCCUGCCUGGGGCUGUGAGGCGUUUCAUCCUCUCUACCCCAAGCCUCACCUCUGCCCCACCCCCACCCCCAGUCCAGCAGGGAGAAGUUGAUCAGAAAUUGAAGCACAACAGGAGAAAAGGCGGCGGAGAUUGGAAUUCCUCCUCGACCCCAAGGCCAGCUCUCCAUUCUCACAUGAAAACCCCCUCAGCACUUUCCUCACUCUCAUCUACACCU
Messenger RNA from Megalops cyprinoides (Indo-Pacific tarpon), 1508 nucleotides. Its product is annotated as SPARC-related modular calcium-binding protein 1-like. The record is from RefSeq and is a predicted model, not a curated record. Gene Ontology annotation, cellular component: basement membrane. Gene Ontology annotation, biological process: extracellular matrix organization. The transcript has 12 exons. NCBI's taxonomy places the organism in Eukaryota, Metazoa, Chordata, Actinopteri, Elopiformes, Megalopidae. Gene Ontology annotation, molecular function: protein binding; calcium ion binding; extracellular matrix binding. The coding region runs from base 1 to 1311 and encodes 436 amino acids.